GAUACAACCACCGCUCAUGAGCUUCAGCCAAGCACGCCGAGACGCCCCGGCGGCAACAGCCGAUGCAGAGGCACGAAGGCAGAAGCGAGCUCCCAAGCCCGGACAGUUCCAGGCGCAUCAAGCCACUCGGGCAGACUUCGAACGGGCUCUGAACGCUUUCAAGGUCCUGCCCGACGUCGACGUCGGAGGCCGGCGCCUGCGCCGUUCCGAGCAGCGGAAGGUUAGCGGUCGCGUCUUUGGCGCCCCCUCGGGCACAGGUCCCCAGGCGGCCACUGGUGACCUCCCGGAUCAGAGGCGCCUGAGGAAACCCACGAAACUCAGCCACUCUUCCGAAAGUAACCUCGAGGACAAGCUUGGACGUCGUGAGUUCUUUGACAUCUUCACCUGGGCGGACAAGUAUGCACAGCUCAUCGGUCGGCCAGACGUGCGGCCCCAUGCGCAGCAGCGCAGCUUGCUGGAUGGGAUUGAAUCCCAUCUCCUGCUGGCUGAAAAGGAAGGCGACAUCGAGGACCUGAGCACUUCUGCCUCGGAUUGUGAUGGUAAGCUCGAGUCGAUCAAGGAGAGCCCUGCGGUGCCUUCGCUCCAGGUGCGGCGCAUGCUGCAAAGUUUGCUGCCCGCACGCAGCAGCCUCGACAUUCCGCUUGAGAUGGUGGCUCGCCUGGAGCACUUGGUUGAGCUGGCAGAUCGAGUGGAGUCAAAGAAGAG
Symbiodinium necroappetens is the source of this 705-nucleotide messenger RNA. Lineage: Eukaryota; Dinophyceae; Suessiales; Symbiodiniaceae. The record is from the annotation of a GenBank genome assembly.